This is a messenger RNA of Perca fluviatilis (European perch), 2641 nucleotides long. RefSeq names its product NAD-dependent protein deacylase sirtuin-5, mitochondrial-like. The record is from RefSeq and is a predicted model, not a curated record. Gene Ontology annotation, molecular function: protein-succinyllysine desuccinylase activity; protein-malonyllysine demalonylase activity; NAD+ binding. NCBI's taxonomy places the organism in Eukaryota, Metazoa, Chordata, Actinopteri, Perciformes, Percidae. Bases 788 to 1702 code for a protein of 304 amino acids. The transcript has 9 exons.
GGUUGUUAUCUAACUACCUCGCUGACCCUCUUCAUAGGCUCAUUUCGUCACACACCAAUCCACUUCCUACUGCUGCUGGGCUGGUGAAUGAGAGAAAACCUUCGUAUUACACAUCCACGGAGGAGAGAACACCCGACUGAGUUCCUGCUUAGCUACUUCAUCUGAUAGUCCUGGCUGAAGCUCUCUUAAUGCACCCGUGGGCUGAACCUGACGAGCCAGUUGGUUUGGAUUAAAGUUACAGCAAUUAUCGUGUGAUCUCGUAGAUAUCGCGACAAUCCAGCUGCCCUGCAAGGUAAGUAGCUAGUUAACGUUAGCAAAACACAGCUGUAACAACAUCCACAACUCAUUACCAUGGGCACGCCACUUCACAGCGUAAUGGCAUGCUGGUGAAGCCGUUGCCGUUUCCUUGGAUACCAGCACUAGCUUGUUAGCCUGCUAGCUAACGUCCAUUUAACCUGCUGACCCCGGCUGUUAGCUUAGCUUAGCUAGCUAGCAUAUGUUAAAGCCAGCUAACGACAGGCUCCGGUAACUGCUAUUUAGGAAGUAAGUUCCAUGCUUGUUAUUAUUGUGUAGGAAAACUAGAGUGAUAAGUGAAUGAAGCUUUGAAGUUUUUGGGGCUUUCUUUCUAUUUGUACCGAAAAAGAUGUGACGUUUUGGGGCUUUAAUCCACAGAAACACAGUGACAUCUGGUGGUUUGCAAAACGUACAGCAGCCCUUCAAGACGGGCCGAACCGCCGAAGCGCAACACCUCUGUGAUGCAAAGCAGAGAAAGGGGAGCCAAAACCCGAUGAUUGUGCUCCAGCGGUCCUGUAGAGGCUUAAUACACUCUCACCUGUAUGUCCACCUGAAACGGCAGCGGGGCAGCCAAAACAUGGCGAGACCCAGUUCAGACCUGGCAGCAUUCAGGGAGAUUUUCUCCAAGGCGAAGAAUAUAGCCAUCGUCACUGGAGCAGGGGUGAGUGCAGAGAGCGGAGUCCCAACCUUCAGAGGAGCAGGAGGCUACUGGAGACAAUGGCAAGCACAGCAACUUGCCACCCCAGAGGCCUUCUCCAGGAAUCCCUCCCGUGUUUGGGAGUUUUACCAUUACCGCCGCGAGGUCAUGCUCACAAAAAAUCCCAACCCCGCCCACCUGGCCAUCGCAGAGUGUGAGGAGCGACUGAGCAAACAGGGGCGUCAGGUUACAGUCAUCACUCAAAAUAUCGACGAGCUCCACCGCCCCGGAUCCAAAAACAUGCUGGAAAUUCACGGAAGUCUGUUUAAAACCCGCUGUAUGAGCUGUGGUCAUGAAGCAGCCAAUUACAAGAGCCCCAUCUGUGACGCUCUGGAGGGCAAAGGAGCUCCAGACCCAGACACAAAUGACGCCCAGAUCCCUGUUCUGCAGCUGCCCAGGUGUGAGCAGAAAAGCUGUCACGGUCUCCUGAGACCAGCUGUGGUUUGGUUUGGAGAGAGUCUGGACUCAGACAUCCUCACCCAGGCAGAGAACGUGUUGGACAGCUGUGACCUCUGCCUCGUGGUUGGCACUUCGUCCAUUGUGUAUCCAGCGGCCAUGUUUGCUCCUCAGGUGGCAGCCAGAGGUGUCCCUGUGGCCGAAUUCAACAUGGAGGACACACCGGCCACCAUGCGCUUCAAGUUCCACUUCCACGGCCCCUGUGGGACCACGUUACCCCCCGCGCUGGGACGCCACGAGACCGAACCGGAAUGAGUCCUGGACGUCAGCUGCACACAGACCAUGACUGUCCAACACUGGAGAUCUUUAUUGGUACAAAUACCAAAAAUAAAAAAAGUGUGGAGACUGUGUUCAUGAAAAAUAAGGCCAACAAAUUCAAAGACGAAAGGGGAAACUGUCUGUUCAAGAUUUCACACAGAUAAAAUAUACAAUGAUAAGGAAGUUGACCAUAUUUUAUUUAUUUAUUUUAAUUGUAAACAUUUAAUUUCAAGUGAAUGCAUUUUGUCUUUGUGGCUUCUAUCUUAAAUAGUUUCUUUUCUUCCUUAGGUGAAAUUGAUUGAUUGAACUGAUUUAUUUUCUGCUAAGGAAAUUCAAAUUUUGAGCAUAUCAGACACUUAAUUUCCUGCAUUCUGGUGAAUUAUUCUGCAACAAUUUGUGCCUUUUCUGCAUCAAGUUUUGUUUCAAAUGUCUAUAUUUAUGUAAAGGAAAUUAUAAUAGGUUUUUAGGGUGGUUGCACUGGCCAGUUUUGAUUAUUGAGGGGGUUGUAACAUGCUGUUUAUGAAAGGCAAUGUUGAAAAAGGCAGUGACACAAAUAAAUAGCAUUGAGUAUGGAUUAAAUAUGAUCACAAGUAGGGCAACUUUAUCACUCCUUUUGCGUUGAAUGGAUACUGAAUGUCAGACAGUAGGGGGCAGUGUUAAGCUACAGCUGCAUCAGCGACUACACCUCCAGGAGAAAAAAACGCCCCCUUCCAAAGGAUCUGUGGGCUCUGCCUGGGAUAUGUGGUGUUGAAUGUAUGGACCGUGAUGAAUAUGUGCAUGAUGCCUUCCAGUGGUGAGUAAGCUCCAGUUAAACCAGGGAAACCAGUGACUGUGCGUUCCCUGAGCCAGUCAUGAAGAGAUGUAUGUUAACGUUUGGACAUAAUUGAAACAGUAUGUUCAUUUGAAAUGAAUAAAUGUAUACUCUUAUAAACUGAA